Molecule: messenger RNA, 2888 nt
Organism: Amblyraja radiata (thorny skate)
Lineage: Eukaryota; Metazoa; Chordata; Chondrichthyes; Rajiformes; Rajidae
Gene: chek2
Product: checkpoint kinase 2
Exons: 15
Coding region: 1015-2583 (522 amino acids)
Biological process (GO): protein phosphorylation
Molecular function (GO): ATP binding; protein binding; protein kinase activity
Source: RefSeq, a predicted model, not a curated record
ACCCCGUCGCCAUGGCAACCGAGCAAAUAACCCACGGCCGCGGCUCCCACCGCCGCCAAAAACCCGCUCAAACUCACACUUUAGUUCACACCUGGCCACGAACAAAGCGGUCCCACCUGCCCAGAAGCGUAUGCCCCCCCCGAAAACCCCCUUCAAAUGGCAAGUUAUUCGAGGAAAAGGCCGACAAAAGCGUGCAGGGAGGGCUGAGGCCUAGUCCACCUGCCCACACUCACUGCCACAAGGCGGGCUAACAACAAACACGUUCAUUAUUUUUUAAAGCGCAUAUUUAGGACUCUGGAGUCAGACUGACGUCGGUUCUGUGCGCUAUUGUGAAAAAAAAAACAACAACAAAUUUGUAAAAUCAUUUGCAGCGAGGGAGGGAGAGGGGAGAGGUCGAGGGUGAAGAGGUGGCGCCAUGUGCGGGGAUUAAAUGGGUUCAUGGCGGAAUCCCCGGGCCAAAGCGCGUUUGUUUUGACCAAAGUGGACGGUGUUGGCGUGGAUUCGGCGUUGGGCGGGGGUCGGGCUUGUGGAGGUUCGCUGCCAAGGCCCGCACAAGGGGCAGAGAGCCGCCUUGUAGCUUAGAGUCAAGUUAGUCCCCUGGCCCACACACACACACACAUACAUAUACACACACAUACACACACACAUACAUACAUACACACACACACAUACACAUACACACACACACACAUAUACACACACACACACACACACACACACACACAUACAUACACACACACAUACAUACACACACACACACACACAGAGUCUGUCUCUUCCCUUCCCUCCCCUCCCCAGGGCUCCUACAUGUUGCUCCCCUUUCUCCUUCAGCGGGGUCUCGGCUCAGAGUUGCUCUCCCUCCUUCCCUAGCCCCUCCACAACCCCCCUCCAUCUCCUGCCACAGCCAGCAAUGGGUUGAGUCCACACUGACCCCACCGACCUCUGCCUAAAGUGAGGGGAAGAAGAAAAAAAAGACUCGCCAAAAGAGUGAAGGGGAUCGAUUAUCAGCCAAGAAUGUCGAAAGAGAGCGUUACCGUGACGUCCCAGUCCCAAUCGCAGUCCCAAUCACAGUCCCAGAGCGCCUCGUCUUCCAGUGCCACUGGAUCCAGCUGCCUCUCCUCGGCAGGCAGCGCCACUGUCAUUUUGGAUUCAGCGCCUUCCCAGGAUCUCGCUCCCAUCCCCGAGGAGGAACCACCGAAGCCUUGGGGACGGCUCUGGGCCCUGGAAAGGGGCUUUUGGAAUCUGGAUUGCAUUCAUAAUGAAUAUUGGUUUGGGAGGGAUAAAUCCUGCCACUAUAGUUUUGAUCAUCCAAUGUUGAAGAAGAAGGAACAUUUCAAGUCCUACAGUAAGAAGCAUUUCAGGAUAGUCAGAGAGCAGGGCCCUGGAAAUUCAUUUGUAGUCUUCAUUGAAGAUCACAGUUCGAAUGGGACCUUCCUGAACGGGCAGAUAAUAGGAAAGGAUCGGAGAUUACCAUUGUACAAUAAUGCAGAAAUAGCAAUUAAUCAUGAAUUGCACAAAGUUUUUGUUUUCUCUGAUCUCAUGACGGAUGACCAGCUGAACUUACCGAAAGCGUUUCGAGAGAAAUACAUCAUCUCAAAAGCUCUUGGCUCCGGUGUGUGCGGGGAAGUUAAACUGGCGUUUGAAAAGGCAAACUGCAAGAAGGUGGCCGUGAAGAUCGUGUAUAAACCAAAAUUUGCGAAGCUUGUCACUGAGCGAGAUCCAUCUUCCAAAUGCAGUGCUUCAAAUGUUGCCACGGAAAUUGAAAUUCUAAAGAAAUUGGACCAUCCUUGCAUCAUCAGGAUUGAGGAGGUGUUUGAUUUUGACGACUCUUUCUACAUUGUGUUGGAUUUGAUGGAAGGUGGGGAGCUUUUUGAUCGAGUGGCUUGCUCAAAAGGACUGAAAGAACAAACGGCCAAGCUGCUGUUCUAUCAGAUGCUUCUCGCAGUCCAGUAUCUUCAUGACAACAAUAUCACGCACCGAGAUCUCAAACCUGAAAACGUGUUGCUCCAAAGCAACGAGGAGAACUGCCUUCUUAAGAUUACAGACUUUGGUCUGUCGAAGAUUGUAGGAGAAGCCUCACUGAUGAAGACUUUGUGCGGGACGCCCACCUAUCUAGCUCCAGAGGUGUUGUUGGGGGCUGGAGCAGGGUCCUAUUCUAAAGCAGUGGACUGCUGGAGCCUUGGUGUAAUACUCUUCAUUUGCUUGGCUGGGUAUCCACCUUUCAGUGACCAAAACAAGGAAAUGGCACUGAGGGAUCAAAUCAUUAAAGGCCACUACAGAUUCAUCCGUGACUACUGGGUGAAUGUCUCUGAAACGGCCAAGGACUUGGUGAAGAAGUUACUUAUUGUGGACCCAGUGAAAAGGCUCUCGACAGAAGAUGCACUUAAUCACCCGUGGAUGCAGGAUGAAGACAUGAAGAGAAAAGUGAAGCAGUUGAUGUAUCCACAAAGUGAAUUGAUGUUGCCACCUGGCGCAGGUGAACAGCCGUCAACCAGCAGAAAGAGAUCACAUGAAGAAGACUGGCCCUCAACUGCUAAACGGCCCACCUACCCUGCUCCGAACAACAAGGUGGCCCGCGAGUAGGUAAACGACAGUGGGUGCAGCAUACCGUUUACCUAGCGCUGGUGUAUGGGACCAAGCAACUGAUUCUGCACGACCGACUCUGGGGACGUCUCAAGUCCAUUUAAGUGAACUUUUUUUUCUUUUUCUUUUUUGCUUUGGAAAAUAUUGGUUUAUUGCAUCAAGUAUAAUAGAAAUCUAUACACAUAACAGUCAUGUUUGAGAUUAAAGUAUCUCCAGCUGGUUUCAUCACCAUGCUCUCUGGACCCUGUAAUGGAAGAUGAUAAAUUACAGGCCUAACCGAGAAGAAUGUUUUAUGUGCUAAAAAA